CACACACGCACACACAACAGUUCUUUGGCGCCUCCGUCGGAUGAGAGGAUAAAUUCUGUAGCACAGCGCCGUUACAAUUUGCAAUGGCUGCAGCUUUGUCCCGUGCUCUCAAAUUGCCUGGGAAGAAGGGCUCAGAGCUUGGAGAGUAUGACCCCCUCACUCAGGCCGACAGUGAGGACGAGAGCGAGGAGGACGACCUGGUCCUCAACUAUCCCCGCAAUGGCCUGGGGAGGGGCAACUGCAUGGGUACAGGUACCUCAGAGCUGAGAGGGAGCAGAACAGGGAGGCUCGUAGGGGAUGAAGAUGAGGCAGAGGAGGACGAUGAUGAGUGGAGAGAACGGCUCCCAGGAAAAAAGAGGCAGGAGAGAGAGGAGAAGGGCAUGCAGUACUGGAGCCAAAGGGAGACAAACAGGGAUGAGGGAGUAGAGGAUGGAGGGGGGCUUGGGGCCUCUGGUGGCCCUGGAUUGGGUGUCAGUGCUGACCCGGACGGGAAGAAGGCUAAGGUGAGGGGAGCCAUCCGGGCAGCGUUUUUCCUGGUGCCUCUGGUCUGUGCCAUGCUGGUGGUACUGCUGUGUGCCUUUCUGGUGCCUUGUCAGCAUGGGGAACUGGACAAACGGCCACAGUGGGAGAAAGAGCUGGGUGAUCAUGUGGGAGGUGUUACCCCACCUCCUCUUGCACUGUGGGAUGUUGACAAUGACUCAGUUGAGGAUGUGCUAAUAGGAGUCACUCAAAAGAGCAACAAUACCCAUCUCUCCAGUUCUGUGGGGAACAACAAAGAGUACAGUGUGGUGGCCCUAUCUGCAUUCAGUGGUGAUGUGCUUUGGAGGAGGGCCCUCAGGGAACCUGUGGAGUCCAUCCAGUGUGGGCUGCAGUACGAAGCCCACCCAUCACCACUGCCAGCAGGGGGCGCUGCCCUCAGAGCCCUCCCCAACAGCGCCAUUCCCCUAUCUGCCCAGAGAGACAGAGCUAGCGGCCCCGUGUGUCUGCUCAUCGAGUCUGCACACCUCACUGCUGUCAACGGCACCACAGGGAAGAAGCUGUGGUCGGUAGCACCAGGGGAGAUCCAGUCCCAGGCAGUUUCUCUGCCAGAUCUCCAAGGUGACUCUGUUCCUGACUUGCUGAUUGCCACUUUACCUGCUGACCAGGUGUCUGACCUCUCACUGCUCCUGCUGUCUGGGCUGACUGGAGCUAUACUUGGACAUCCCGUGACCUUUAACCUCACGACCUUUAAUGUCUCUGGAAAGCUGAUCGGUCCCCUGUUUCAUGAGACACAGCUGGGGGCAUAUUACAUUCUAUUUGGACUAGGCACUGUAGAGGCUGUAUCCCUGGGAGAUAUUUACACUCGGGCUACUGGAAAAACACCAAUAUCCCCUGGUCUAAGACUGAAGGAACCUGGCUGGGAGAAGCUUAGGAAAACCAACUCCUCCCUCAUACACAUCUCCAGUGGAACUGAGCAAGUGGAGUUCUUGGUCCCCCUAGUGGCUGGCUUGUGUAACAACCACAACAGCCUGGACUCCAUCUCCAACCUCAACUCCAGCCGCAGUGACUGGGUGCUGGUCUGUGGCAAGCUCUCCAGCAAGCUCUCUGUGCUGAGAGAGAAGGACGCACACACCGAGUGGACUCUUACCUCCUCAGCCAUACACAGUCGUCCAGCACCAGGCCAAUUCAACGAUGAUGGAGUCCCAGAUCUCCUCAUACAGAAGUCUGGCGCCCCUAGAAUGAGAAAAGUUCAGGUGGUUGAUGGAGCCAGUGGGCGUAGUCUUUGGGAGACAGAGUUUAUUUGUCCACGCCUUGACCUGGAAGGUACCUCAAUCAUGACAUCUGGUCAAUCAGCUUUCCUUUUCUGGGCCGGUGACCCUGUCAGACCACCAAAGAACCUCACCAAGACAACCGUGGCACCAGGGGCGGUUCAAGCCAUGCCAGUCAUCCGAAAGCUCUUCAUGUUACAUCCUGCAUAUCCCACAAUCCUCCUGGAGCUCGCCAGCACCACAGACACCAUUCUUACUGCUGCAGUGAGUUACCAGGAGCCGCAGAAGGAUGCCUCCUACAUUACUGUGUCCUCCCGGCCUACCUCUGGCCUGGGGCCUGGGUCUCGGGUGGUGAAGAGCAUGAGCCUCAGGGCAGCAAUCACUGCUGGACAGAUUGUGAGGCUGGGAGAGAGCAGCACCGCAGGGGUACCAGUCAGACCUGGAGUAUUUGAGAUAAACAAGUUCUUCAGGCGUCUCACCUUCAAAAACCAUUAGAGAGGAGUUAUCAUUUGCUGGUUCUACAUGAUCCGAGGGAAACCACUGGCGGGACCAAACCUGUGGAAACACCUAGUGAAGGAGAUUUAUCUCAAGCUGUUUACAUUUCCACUUUUGUCCAAAGUACGAUUUGAAUUACUAUUAUUACUCAUCUCACUUGCUGAAAAAUAUUUAUUUUGCUGUAUUUGUAUUAUAUGUGUAUAUAUUAUGA
This is a messenger RNA of Oncorhynchus gorbuscha (pink salmon), 2454 nucleotides long. RefSeq names its product protein FAM234B-like. Lineage: Eukaryota; Metazoa; Chordata; Actinopteri; Salmoniformes; Salmonidae. The transcript has 13 exons. The coding region runs from base 84 to 2243 and encodes 719 amino acids. The record is from RefSeq and is a predicted model, not a curated record. Gene Ontology annotation, molecular function: protein binding.